Molecule: messenger RNA, 4885 nt
Organism: Tuber aestivum (summer truffle)
Lineage: Eukaryota; Fungi; Ascomycota; Pezizomycetes; Pezizales; Tuberaceae
Source: the annotation of a GenBank genome assembly
CUCCUCCAUCCUCUCCCUCUCCCCCUCCCCCUCCCCCGCAUCGCCCGGCAGGCCUAACCAAUCGAUUGAACUUCGAGACGGAGUUGAAGGUGCUAGGCUAACCUACAAGACUGGCAUCGUUUCCUCCCUCGUGUGUCCUCGAGCCAAUUUUUUGUCGUACCGGGUCGACAUCCUCUCCCUCAUCAUCCUCUCUCUCCCUCGUCCCCACCCCCCAUCACUUUCGCUCUCUGUCCGCGCAACAGGCGGGGCGAUUCCGUGAAACAGUCAAUAAGGCUUUUGCAGGUUUUGACUGCUGGCGAAUCUCGACCUGGACUAGCCGAACCGGUUGUUGUAGGCGGAAGAAAAGUUUGGUGGAAAGUGACUUAUUCCCGGUCAACUUUCGCAUCUCAACGUUUGAAUCAAAACUUCUCCAACUGUUAGUAGGACCCGAUCUCCUUGAAGCUGCUCUCUUUUUCCCCUUUCCCCAUUUUCUAUCUCAUCCAUUACUCGAGUGAUUUCGGGACACGGGUGAUCAACACUAUUACCGACUCGCCCGUGUAUCUCUUCCUUUUUUUCUUUUCCUUCUUUUUUUUUUUUAAAAAAAAAAAAGAAAAAAAGCUUGUUUUUUGAUGGGAGGAAAAAUAGUCCUUCCAAAAUGUGUUUCCCCGACCUUCUCGUGAUAUUUUGUUGAUUAUUAUUAUCGUCACUAUUACUAUCGUUUUCAUGAUUUCAUUAUUUUUUCUUUUACCUUCCAAGUUUCCCGGGUUGUCAGCAUGGGCGAGCCAGGGAACGAGCCGGUAUGGUGAUGGUGAAGAGCAAAUUGAAAUGGGGUGCAAGGAAGGGGUAUCAAUGUCCAUCACUGCUGGCUGCAGCCUCUCUUUUUGUCUGGUUGAGCUGUGUUGGGAUGCACCGCUCCUCUCGAGUAGGCUUUCUCCUGCUCCAAACGAUGUGCCCAGGGCCUUUUUUCUUUUUCUUUUUUUCCAGUGGACCCGAACUGCCAGGCCCCUGGGAUUAUUCCACCUGCACUUGAGGGAGGAGGAGGAAAGGAAGGAAAGGAAGAAAAAAAAAAAAAAAAAAAAAAGAAAAGCCCAUUGAAAAAGUGUCCGAACUUUGCAACUACUAGAGAGGCUCUCUCUUCUCCUUCUUUUCCUUUUUUUCCCAACUGAAUAGUCCACCUUUGCCUCCCGGUCUUUUUCAAUUCAUUCAUUUCAACUUUUCGUUGUCUUCCUCGCUAACCGACUGUUCCUUUGGUUGCGUCGACAGACUCCACACGUUCCUUCCACUCCUUCAUUCCUUAUUCACCUCCUUUUCGCUGCAGCGUCAGGACAUCCUCGAGAACCUCUCAACAUACAGACUCUUCAGACACAGGUCGACCUUGUAGUCAUUCCCGUGUUCCGUAAAAGUCUUCUCUCGUCUCUCAGCCCCUUGUCAUUUCGCCCUUGCGCACCAUACCCCCUUAUCCGUCAUUCGGACUCACAUACGGCGGCUUUUGCUUCCUCAGAGACGUUAGCUCGUUUUCUUCUGAGGUAAAAGGCAUCCUCUGUGCUAAAGAAUUCCCAUUCUCGGUGUGCGGUCCAUUGUCGGUUGUUCCCAUCCGUUUUGACAUUGGUUCACGGGAUAUUGAGUAAGGGGUCGUCUAUCACACGGGUCCUGCUUGUGCAUUGUGAUCAAAAGGAAUUUCCCUCUUGCCUGCUCUAAUCGUUUCCAAAGGUACGGGCUGCUCUGGACAUGCAUUGCUCCACCCUUAUAGCCCCUCACUCCGAGAUUGAAUGGCAAUGGUUGCUGACUUAUGGCGUCUCAAUUCAAUAGGGGUCCCCUUUUAUACUAUUUCCACCCACCGGGGAUUUAGUCUUGGUUAGAAAGGAACUUCCUUCCCUCAAUCAUCCUGUCUCUCUCUAAUUCGCCAGACUGUUAUUUUUUCUUUCUUUCCUAAUUUCUUGUCGUUCUUUCGAAAAACUUCCGAUCACCUUCUUUUAUAGUUUUUUUUUUUUUUUGCGAAGACGUCUUCAGUCCUCGCAAUAGCCCUUCUUUACGGAAGAAUCGAACCUUCGACGUCCACUCGCUUCUUUAAUACUUAAAAAAACUAUACCCCCUCCUCACCGCAACCAUGGCCUACCAACCUUGUGAUUCUUAUUUCGUGGAGGAUAUGGAACAGGAUGGCGUCUUUGCAGCCCGCAGGUCAAGACAGGAAAAGGCUCGCUUAGAUGCGGAAACACAGAUGGAGAUUGCUGAUGAGAUGUCCCGGAUGGUCUCCGAGGAGUAUCAAGAAGAUAUUCUCGACCACAUGGAGGUUAUGGAGGUUGGCGUCCACCUCCCCCCUCCCCCGCUCCCCGUUUUAUCGUUAUCCCUUUGUAAUGCUCACACAAGAGUAUAGGCCGAGACUCUGCCGGAUGUUGCUAGUAUCGACAUACAAACUGAAAUUCAGUGGUUCAUGCGUCCGUAUCUCCUCGAUUUUCUCAUCGAAGCUCAUACAGCUUUCUCACUUCUCCCGGAAACCCUGUUCCUUACUGUCAAUCUUCUCGACCGAUACUGUUCGAAACGUGUCGUCUACAAGCGUCACUACCAAUUGGUUGGAUGUUCAGCUAUGCUUAUCGCGGCUAAAUAUGGAGAUAGGAAGGAUAGGGUGCCAACAAUACGGGAGUUGAAGUCUAUGUGCUGCGGCCUUUACGAUCAGGACAUGUUUAUCCAGAUGGAGUGGCACGUGCUCCAAACUUUGAACUGGGCUGUUGGACAUCCUACGGUCGACAGCUUCUUGCAAAUGGUUCUUCAGGAGGUGAACUAUGACCCUGAGGUGGAGUGCAUGGCGAGGUAUCUUUCGGAGGUUGCACUUUUUCACAAGGAUUUUGUCAGCGUACGGCCAUCUGUUAUGGCGAGGUCUUCAUUGGCUCUUGCUCGUCACAUCCUUGGCCGCCCCAUCCCUCGUCAUUCGGAAUGGGCUGGGAAAUACGAUACGAAUGUUCUUGUCCUUUUAUCUCAGAAUUUGCACCGCCCUUCGUCAAUUCUAUCACGGAAAUAUGCCAGCCCGGAAUACGCGUGCGUCUCGACGAUCUUGGAGGAGUUUUUAGCUCGUCAGGCACAGAUUGCAAAACAGAGCAUGCCCCCUACACCGCCGUCGGAAGUGUAUGAAUCCUCCCGGACGGCAAUGGAUGAAGACAUGGUGAUGUCUCAGGAUGUACAUAUGACCCCUUCAAAGGGUCAGCAGCAGGUUUCCAUGGGGUACAUCACCCCGCCGGUAACACCUAAUGCAGGAUACUUUGCGGAUGACGGUGUUCCCUCGGCACGGAUGCCCAUAACCCCAACACCCCAACACCAACAGCAGUACCUUUCAUGACUCCUUUGACGGAAGCUUCACGUUCGUUUUAAUCACUUGUCGCCUGUUUUAUCUGUUCAUCGUCCGAUGCCUUUCUGUUUGCAACCAUUCUUGGCCCACUGAGGGAAAUACCAUCUCAUCGCAAUCGACCCCUAUUCAACCACAUCGAAAUUGCAUAUUUCAUCACCAAAAUCAAAAUGUUCAAAAGGAGAAGGCUAAAAACUGGAAAGUCGAGUUGGUUUGGUCGUGUUUGGUCUUGGACUCUUUUGGUUAUUUUGCUCUGGUCCCAUUUCCCUUUAGUUUCCUUUGUUUGUUGCCUUUGAUUUGUCUGAUUAUUCGCACUUGCAACUUGAGCAUCUGCAUUCCGUUUCUCUUUAACUAUCAUUUGAGCGUCACUUUUUUUGUUUGAUUGUCAUUUUUCAUUUUUGAUAUUGUAUACCACAUAGUGUGUUUUUGUGGGCUCUCUUUUACUUGAGGGGGACUCCUGGAAUUUGCUGGAGAACCACUGAGACUGUCAGAAUUACAAGAGCGCGAGGAACGGAAAAAAGGGCUACCAUUGAACGGAAGGGAGAGAGAAAUUGAAAACAAAGUCAUUGAUCUUAAUUCUUGAUUUUCUUCUUUCUUUAUUUCUUUCACUUCACUCCACUUCAUUUCUAUAAUUCGAUGGGGGAUAACCCCCCCCCCCGCGCUUCUGCGAGGGUUCCCACUGGAGGACCCUUUUUCUACAUUACCUUUUAAUAUUUUCUCUUUUUUUUUCUUUUUUUUUUGCUGUGGAAGAAAUUUGAUUUGUAUUUAGUCGCCGCCCCAUAUCCUCUGGGAGAUGGGUCAAUUCCUUCUUGCAAUGUUAAUUUCUUCCAAGCAUUGUCAAAUGGUUCUCAGUUUUGAGGAGGAUCUUUUCAUCUUAUCUGAUACCGUUUCUCACUUUUCAUUUUCCUCUUUUAUCAAAAAAUCUGGAGGCUGGUUUUUUUUUUCUUUUUCACUUUCCAACAUACCCUUGGAGUUUCUUCUACACGUCGUUCGUCCCUAUACUCCUUCUUUCUCUAAUCGAUCCGUGGCAUCAAUCACCUUGGCGAAUAUGCUAAUACGCUUUUUUCAUUCAUUCCAACUUAUCAAUCAUCACUGCGUUCUUUUUUUUCGCUCGCAACGCUUGCUUUUGCUUUUGCUCUUAUUCACUUUACUUGCAUACACUCUUCUCUUACGUUUCAUUAACAAACAAAAAAAAAUUGGCACAGGGAGAGGGAGGCCCUGAAGGUCGGGUGGCAGGGAGGAGCGAGGAUGCAAGGAUUAGUGUGUUUUUUUUUUUGAUAUAUCAUGACGGAAAUCAGGCUGGCUGUCUGGGUAGGCUGCUGUUACUACCAAGUUCUAUGGUAACUUGCUUGGUCUGCGACGGGAAAUACGUUCAUGGAGAAUUUUUGUAUGGAUCUUUUUCUUUUUUUUCUUUUGGAAAGCUGGCUUGAUAUCUUGCUAGUUGGUUUGAAGGGGAGGAUUCGGCGGAGGUGUAAGUUUUACCCAAAGAUUGCAGAAGGGGAGAGAAUAAGAGAAAAGAGAAAAAAGACGUAACAGAACGGAACGGAACAGGAGACACCGCAACAAAGG